Messenger RNA from Arctia plantaginis, 6762 nucleotides. Lineage: Eukaryota; Metazoa; Arthropoda; Insecta; Lepidoptera; Erebidae. The record is from the annotation of a GenBank genome assembly.
AUGUGUCGUACCGAAAGGCUAACAGAGGGAAAUGCUCCAGUUUGCGUUGAAUGUGAAAACGACACGAUGGAGGAGCGGGAGAACGACGUGGACCUUGGGGUCCCGGAUAUGACAAUGAUGCCGCAAAUCACAGAACAGGCCAUCAACGACAACCUCAAGAAGCGAUACAUACACGACUUAGUUUACACAUACACAGGAUCCAUUCUAGUCGCAGUUAAUCCUUACAAGGAGUUAGGAUGCUACACAACGGAACACAUGAAAGAGUAUAGAGGCAAAGCCUUCGGAACAAUGGCACCACAUGUGUUUGCGCUGGCUGAAUCAGCGUACAGCUCACUUCAGAAUGGUGAAAGGAACCAGUCUGUGGUGAUAUCUGGAGAGAGUGGUGCCGGCAAAACUGAGACUACAAAGCUUAUUCUGCAGUAUUUGUGUGCUGCGGGCGGGCAGGCCUCCUGGGCUGAGCAACAGAUAUUAGAGGCCAACACAGUACUAGAAGCGUUCGGUAACGCUAAAACUGUCCGCAAUGACAAUUCAUCCCGCUUCGGCAAAUUCGUCGAAGUUCGGUUGGAUCACCGCGGUGGCAUCAAAGGCGCCGUGCUCAGAGAUUUCUUACUGGAGAGAGCGAGGAUCACGGGACCAGCACCAAAGGAAACUAAUUACCAUGUAUUUUAUCAACUCGUAGAGGGUGCUAAGCACAAUGCAGAACUUCGCACAUCACUGCGUCUUCGCGAAGGCGUGCAAUACAAAUACCUUCGUCCUGAAGACGAAGAGGCUCACAGGGGUCGUGGCGGUGAACAAGGCAAGCUAGAAGCGUUGCAGCUAGCUCUCACUGUAUUACAAGUCCCGCCUCACAUGUGCGAAGGGCUAUUCAAAGUGCUUGCAGCCAUUCUUUGGCUUGGAAAUAUACAUUUUGAGGAUGUGGAUGGUGAACGCACUACUCUAGCCGCUGAAGACUCGGAAGCGGUGGACGCAGUAGCCAACUUAUUGGGACUACCGUUGCCAACCGCACGUAGAGUACUGUUGGAGAGACAGAUCAACGUGCGCGGCAAUGUCACUGACAUUCCACUACGACUGCCCGAGGCCCGCGAGAACCGUCACGCGAUGGCGCGUGCGCUGUACGCGCGCACAUUCGCGUGGCUCGUGCGGCACGUCAACAGCUGUUCGGCGCCGGGCCGCGCGGCUCGGGCUCUGGGCGUGCUCGACAUAUUCGGCUUCGAGAACUUCGGCACCAACUCGCUCGAGCAACUCUGCAUCAACUACGCCAACGAGAAACUACACAUGUUCUUCAACAACUACGUGUUUGCGCUCGAACAGGAGAUUUAUCGUCAAGAGGGUAUCGUCUACAAUCAAAUUCCAUUUACGGACAACGGGGCAUGUCUCGAGUUACUGGAAAAGCCACCACGAAGCUUACUCAAACUGCUUAGUGAACAGUGCCACAUGCCUAAGGGCUCAGACAGCGCCUAUCUAACAAACAUCAAAGGAGAAUUCGGCGAACACCAGAGCUUCGUGAAAGGCGACCGGAGAAAAUGGGAAGAAGAAUUCGGGGUACAGCACUACGCCGGCAACGUCAGUUACAGCGUGAAAGGCUUCGUCGACAAGAACAGGGAUACGCAACAAGACGCGUUCAUAGACCAUCUGUCUCGUUCUACCAACCCAUUUGUGAGAGAGCUAGCUGACUAUGUUCACGAUCUGGCACCGCCUGGACAGGACACGUCACUAUCGAGUCCAAACUCAACGGGCACGACACAGCGUGGCACAUCCAAAGGGCGUCCCACGGUCGUGGACACAUUCAGGGCUCAAUUGCAAUCCCUUGUCGAUAUGCUACAAGCUACUGAUGUAUGGUAUGUUCGGUGCAUAAAGCCGAACAAGAACAAGGACGCCGGCAAGUACGAUGAUCAACUCGUAAUGGAACAGCUUCAGUACCUUGGCAUGAACGAGAUUGUCCGGAUACGCAGGGAUGGUUACCCGAUACACCUGCCCACGCCGCACUUCCAAGCUAGAUACAGAUGUCUGCUGUCGCACCCCAGACCUAAGAAUCCGGAAAUAAGCGCAAUAACAGCGAUAGUGAAUGCUCCGAAGAACGACUGGCAGAUCGGUCACACGAAGAUAUUUAUGAGGUCGUCAGUACAUGCGCCACUCGAGGCGAAGCGGAGUGCGCUCUUGCAGUCCUCUGCUCUGCGUAUACAGAAGUGGUACAAGGGGUGCGUGGCUCGCGCGCAGUACGUGGUGUGGCGGCGCGCGGCGGUGGUGCUGCAGGCGGCGUGGCGCGGCUGGAAGGAGCGCGCCGCCUUCCUGCGCAUGCGCCGCGCCGCGCUCACGCUGCAGCGCCAUCUGCGCGGGGCCUUCGCGCGGGAGGUGGCCGCCGCGCUGCGCGAGAUGAAGCGCGUCAACCAGGAGAUCAAGCUCCGGGAGGAGAGGAACAGUCUUCAAGAAAAGGUGAACUUAGAACGUGCCGAGCUGGAAAACAUGGCCGACCAACUUCGAGGGUUGUCUUGCCCGACGAGCACCCGAGCGGAGUCCGUGAACUUGGACAAUUUGUUCGACUUCUUAGCAGACGUACCGACACAGCGCGGAGCGCCCGACGGGGAACCUGACGCUCACCAGCCUACUAUAGCAGAAAUAGGAGAUUCGAUGGAACGACUCGCAGAUGAUCUUCAUCAAGAGCUGGAGCAUGUUUUAGCCGCCGAGAUGAAUGAACUAAGCAAGUCUCAUACGGAGGCUCAGCGCAAGCCGGACGGAGCGCCGUCGGAUGCCAUCCCUCCGCCCCCGCCGAGCUCGCUCCCCAUUCAGCCCAUCAUGCCCCCAGCCCCACCGCCACCGCCUCCAGAUAUGACCUCAUCUAUGAAUGGUGUAAUGUCGACAUCUUUGACCAAUGGUAUGUCGCCGAUGUCGAACGGCGACGCAAUGACGUCAUCGUUGAUAAUGCCCCCGCCGCCGCCCAACGAGCCCAUGACGGAGGAUUCCCCGGUGUUCCCGCCACCGCCCGUCACGUGCUCCCUCCCAGAACCGGCUGGACCACCGCCACCACCACCUUCAGCCAUCAAAGCUAUAACACCGCCAGAACUUACAAACGGGGUGAUUCCUAACGGAAAACUGCCGGUUGUGAAGGGCAAAGAGCCUAUCUACGAGGCAGUAAUACCGCGGCCUGGAACUGACAACACUGCCCCAGUACCACCUCCUCCGCCAACUGACAAUGGAUUUGUCAUCCAAAAAACAAAAGAGCUUGAAUCAGAAACGGAACCUUCAGAUGCCCCACUCCCGCCGCUACCGGUAGCCGAGACCCCCGCAUCGCCACCCCCAGUACCCAUGGACACUUGUAUCAGUCCACCUCCUGCCAUGAAUGGAGAGGCCACAGGCUAUGACCGCAACGCACGCCGUAAGGAACGCGUAGAGCGUCGACUUCACCAACUGGAGGCACCUCCCCCCACCACCCCACCUGCUACAGACCCUCCUAACGAUAUCACAGAGUUCGCUAAACUAUACUUCAAUGACCAUCCGAGGUCACCCGAAGGUACAAUAAUAGCGACUUUGACACGUAAGAGCAAAUCUAUGGAGUUACUGACCAAAGAGGAGAUGAUCACAUACCACAAAGGCAAUAACAUUCCCACCUCACACAUACAACUGCACGAUCCUGACAGUGUCACCGCUGCCGUAAAUAUAUUUAGAGAUCUGUGUCGGUAUAUGCGAGGCGAAUUGACAGCAGACAAAGAAACACAAGUCAUACAGUCCAUUAUAGGCAAAGGUAUAGAGCGUGAAGAGCUGAGAGAUGAGAUUUUGGUGCAGUGCGUUAGACAGAUAACGGAGUGUCCGACGGAGGAGUGGGCGGAGCGCGUGUGGCUGGUGCUGUGCCUGUGCGCGGUGGCGUGGCAGCCGUCGCGCGGCCUGGCGCGCUACUACAGCGCGUGGCUGCGAGCGCGCGCUCGCCCGCCGCCGGGCUCGGGCGGCGCCAGCCCGCAGGCGGCCGCCGCUCCCGCCGCGCGCGCCGCGCACUGCGCGCAGUGGUGCCUCGACAACUGCCGCGGCGCCGCGCCGCGCCACCUGCCUCCCAGCACCGUCGAGAUCGCUGCAAUGCGUCGCCUGGGCACAAUAGUUUGCCGAUUCUUCUUCUUGGACGGCCGCACGAAAGCUAUCGACGUGCACCCAGCGGACACGGCCGCUGCUGCCGCCGCUCGUCUGGCUGACAAGCUGGGCCUUUCGCCGCACUCACGCACGGGCUGGGCCGUGUACCAACAGCGAGCCGGUACUGAGGAACACGUGCGAGCCACACAUUACCUGUAUGAUGUGAUAGCUGCUUGGGAAAUGCAACAAGGUCCUGGAGGUGGCUCAGCCGACAAUCGCUUCGUGUUUAAACGUCGUCUGUUCCGCGGGGGACGUGAGCUGCCACACGAUCCUGUUGAAGUGGCGCUCCUCUACGCACAAGCCGUGCACAGCGUGGUCAAGAUGGAUGAGUUCCCAGUUUCGGAGAAGGUGGCUCUGCAGCUAGCUGGUCUGCAAGCACAGGUGUCUUUGGGCGAACCUCCACCCAGCCCGCCGCCCCCUCACACUCGUGCAUACUACGCACAGCCCGAACAAUUCCUGCCGCAGAGGAUUGCAAGGGCCAGACCAGCUCAUCAAUGGGCGACGAUCCUGGCUCAAGCGCACCGUCAGUACGGCGCAGGACGCGCGGAGUUGACUGCCAAAGCACUGUACCUGUCUUGUGUGAUGCAGUACCCGCUGUAUGGCGUUACUCUAUUUCCUGUCACAUAUAAGGGAUAUUGGGCUCAUGGUCCCAACGUGUUGUUGGGUGUGGGAUCCGAAGGCGUGGUCUUAGUCAGACCCACGGACAAAGUGGUGCUUGCUGAGUACCCAUACUCCAAUAUUGCGGCUUUGCUUAUGGAUCCUGUAGAUAAUGGGCUCACUAUCAGCUUGACACACCAUGGCCAACAUGAUGGACACAGGUGCAUAGUGCUGGAGUCCAGCGCGAAGCACGAAGCUGCGUGGUUGAUGGCGGCGUACAGCCCGGUGCUGGGCAACGGGCUGGCGGACGAGCCCCCGCGGCGUGCGGCGCCCGCGUCGGAGCGCUCGCGCCUGGCCGCCGCGCUGCGCAGCGCUCGCCGCGCCAUCGUGGACGCCGGCGUGCUACGUCGCCCCGCGGACGCCACGCCCGGCAAUUUCCUCAGGAACACGUUACGCAGAUUAAGUAAGCAUAGACUAGAAAAGUUACGCCUGGACAUGGCGGCGGAGUCUUCUGGAGAGAGUUACAAGAAUUUCCCGGCCGGAUAUUGGUGCUGGUCGCGGACCCUGCCGCAUAGCCUCACCAAGCUCAACGAGGCUGAAGAAGUGGCCGCUAUGCAAAUAUUUAAGGAUAUAAUGAGCCACGCGGGGCUAAAUACGAACGAAUCAGGUAGCACAACGAACCUGGCCAACAACAACGUGGCCGCUGUAACUCACGAGGCGGACAGCGACGAUCGCACCGCGCUCGCUCAGGCGUUGCUGCAACGAUGUCUGCAGAAGGACACGCUCCUGUGUGAACUGUACAUGCAACUCAUUAAGCAGACGACUGAGCACCCGGACCCUUCGUCGCGCGUGUCGGCGCGGCACUGGGCGCUGCUGUGCGCGGCGGUGGGCGCGGCGCUGCCGCCCGCCAAGCCGCUGCGGCGCCUGCUGCUGGCGCACCUGCGCUACCGCGGCACCGCGCUGCACGCCGGCGAGGAGGGCAAGUUCGCGCGCCGGGCCGAGCAGGUGGCGCUGAGUAUAGCGCAAGUACCCCGCCGUCUGGCAGCACCGUCGCGUGAAGAGAUCCUGUGUGCGGCGGCUCGAAGGCCCAUGCACGUACGCGUGCUGCUGCUGGACGGCAAACAGCACGGGCUCGUUUUCGGCCCCGCCGCCACCGCCGACCACCUCGUCACCAUGCUGCGCGAGAAGAUCGGCCUCAGCGACGCCGCCACCGGCUACGCGCUGUACGAGGUUUGCGCUAAUUCGACCCCGGCCGGUGCGGGCGAGCGCGCGUUGAGCGGGACCGAGCGCGUGGGCGACGUGCUCGCGCGGUGGGAGAAGGCCGGAGCCACGGCUGCUGCGUGCAGAUUGGUGUUUAAAAAGCGUCUAUUUUUGGGUGAGCGCCCUCUACAAACAACGUGUGCGGCGGAGAUGGAACUUCUUUACUACCAAGUUUUACACUCAGUACGGCAUGACCGAUUACCCAUCGAGACUGAUGAAGCCGUGAUGUUGGCGGCGUUACACGCGCAAGUUGUGAAGGGCGAGUGCGCGGGCGGGGGCGAGGAGUGCGCGGCGGCGGCCAGCGCCGUGCUGCCGGCGCGCCUGGCACAGCCCGCGCUGCCCGCGCCCGCCGUGCGCCUGCACCACCUGGCGCUGCGCGGCACGCCGCCGCCCGCCGCCAUGCAGCGCGCGCUCACGCUGGCCUCGUCGUGGCCGCUCACGCGCGCCACCAUCUUCGACGUGAUGCAGUCGUUCACUUCCAACUGGCCGCGCGCGCUUUGGCUGGCCGUGGACGCCCGCGGCCUCACGCUACUGCGGCGCAAUUCGCGCGCUGCGCUCGUGUCACACGACCACGACCAGCUGCUGGCCGUGUCGCCCGCGCCGCGCGCUCUGCUGCUCGUCACGCGGGCCGACAGAAAGCACGCUAAACUCGUGCUUUCCACCGACCAGGCGUACCAGAUCGCGACUCUGAUCAAGGACUACAUCGAGGCAGUCCGCGGGCCCGUGUCCCCGGCCGUGGCGGGCGUGGCCGGCGCUGGCGGCGCCGAGGCGGGCGCACCGCCGUCGUGA